This is a messenger RNA of Cynara cardunculus var. scolymus (artichoke), 3012 nucleotides long. RefSeq lists its product as uncharacterized. Lineage: Eukaryota; Viridiplantae; Streptophyta; Magnoliopsida; Asterales; Asteraceae. Gene Ontology annotation, molecular function: DNA helicase activity. Bases 1 to 3012 code for a protein of 1003 amino acids. Gene Ontology annotation, biological process: DNA repair; telomere maintenance. The transcript has 4 exons. The record is from RefSeq and is a predicted model, not a curated record.
AUGAGGAUUGUCGACGAAGGAAGUGCAAAUGUUGAUGGUCCUCAAGUUAAUUUUGAUAUAGCAAAAGGCAAAGACAAUAUCACUGCAUACAAGAGAAGUAUUGUUGUGUAUGGAAGGUCUGACUACAGUAAAAAAGUUGAACAUCACUAUGGUUGCUAUGAUCCUUUGUCUUAUCCUUUGUUUUUUCCCAACGAUGAGUCUGGAUGGCAUGCUAGAAUACCCAGACAUGGGGUGUGCAUUGAUGAAAUUGUUAAUGACAACGAAAUCUUCGACGAGGAUCAUGAAGGCGGAAGAUUAUUUCAACAGUUCGUGGUAGAUAUGUACAUCAAGAUAGAGACUACACGUUUGUCUUUUAUUGAAAGGAAUCAAACGAAGAUAAGAUCAGACUUAUACCAAGGUGUUGUGGAUUGCGUCAAUGCCAGUGAGGUUCAACCAAGUAGAAUUGGACAACGGGUUGUGCUUCCUGCAAGUUUUAUCGGAGGUCCACGUGAUAUGCGAAGAAGAUUUAUGGAUGUUAUGACUUUAGUUCAAGAUGACAGGAAGCCCGAUAUAUUCCUUACCAUGACGUGUAAUCCGAAGUGGUCUGAAAUCCUUAAAGAGUUAUUGCCUGGUCAAACCGCACAAGAUAGGCCGGACCUUGUUGCAAGAGUUUUUUGUGCCAAAUUAGAGGAUCUUAAAAAUCAACUCUUCAAGGAUCACAUCAUCGGUGAGGUUGGGGUAUAUGUUUAUGUCAUCGAGUUUCAAAAACGUGGUUUGCCACAUGCACAUAUCCUCAUGAUAAUGAAACCGGAACACAAGAUUACAAACCCAGACCAUUACGACAAGAUAGUUUGUGCUGAAAUCCCGGACCCGACAAAGUAUCCUGAAAUGCACGAGCUGGUGAUAAAGCACAUGAUGCAUGGUCUUUGCGGCCACUUACGACCGUCUAGCCCUUGUAUGGAAGGUGAGCCGAGAAAAUGUCGUUUUAGAUAUCCUCAGCAAUUCAACAACAAGACGGUGCAGACAGAUAACUCAUAUCCGAUGUAUCGAAGGAGAAACAAUGGAAUAAAGGUGAACGUCCGGGGUAAUAUCCUUGAUAAUAGAUGGGUGGUCCCAUAUAAUCCAAAGUUGCUAAUGAUGUUCAACUGUCACAUCAAUGUUGAGGUUUGCUCAAGUAUAAUAUCUGUGAAUUAUGUGUUCAAAUAUGUUUACAAGGGUCAUGACAAACAGGUUAUUCAUGUCGAUCCUGAUACAGAAGAGGUCAUUGUCAACGAGAUAAAGAGAUUUCAUGAUGCACGAUAUGUUUCGCCACCUGAGUUUCCCAAUGCUCUUAGACGAUUAUUCACGACGAUCUUGAUUUAUUGUGAGCCGGGAGAUGUUCGCAAGUUAUGGGAUGAACAUUAUGAUUCACUCUCUGAAGAUUAUAGACGAGACUACGAAAAUGUUGAGGGAGUUCGAAAUAUGGUUCUUACAGACAUCGCCGUCUUUUUACAAUCUAUGGGUAAGAACCUCGAUGAUUUUGAUCUUCCAAGUUUAAAUGCAGCUGUCAAUUUAGAAUCACGAGGAUUUCGUGAGGUACAAGAGGAGUACUCCAUAAUUGUGCAAGACGAAGACUUAAAUGCUCGAAACUCUCUAAAUUCCGACCAGAAACAUGCAUUUGAUGAGAUCAUGACGCAUGUAGAUAAUGAUUGUCUAGCUGUGUUUUUUGUAGAUGGAUCGGGUGGAACUGGGAAAACAUUUUUGUAUAGAGCUUUGCUAGCUAAUGUUCGUUCCCGUGGAUUUAUUGCUCUCGCAACCGUUUCAUCUGGUGCUGCCGCUAAUAACAUGCCAGGGGGGAGAACAUCUCACUCUCGAUUCAAGAUUCCCCUUACUCUUAGUAAUAAUUCGGUGUGCAAUAUAAAAAAACAAAGCGGAACUGCUCAACUGCUUCGAGUCGCAAAAAUAAUCAUCUGGGAUGAAACAUUAAUGGCAAAGAGACAGGCAGUAGAGGCACUCGAUAGAACAAUGCAAGACAUCACUGUGGUGAGACUUCCAUUUGGUGGGAAAAUAAUGAUUAUGGGAGGUGAUUUUAGACAGGUGUUGCCAGUAAUGAGACAUGGCACUCGAGCACAGAUCGUAGACUCAAGCUUACGGAUGUCACUUAUUUGGUCUUCGAUUAAAAAGUUGCAAUUAACGAUCAAUAUGAGAGCACUUACUAAUCCAUGGUUUUCGGAUUUUCUGUUACGUGUCGGUGAUGGAGAUGAAGAAUCAGUAGACGGAAACUUUAUUCGCAUACCUGAUGACAUGGCCAUUCCUUACACAAAUAAAAAUGAAUCGAAGGAUGUUUUGAUUGAUGCAAUCUUUCCUUCUCUUCAAACCUGCGAGACUGCGUCAGAUUAUAUCAUUUCAAGGGCGAUACUAACAACAAAAAAUGAGCAUGUCGACGAGAUUAAUGAUCAGUUGAUUGAAAGAUUCUGUGGAGAGGAAAAAAUUUACUACAGUUUUGAUGAAGCAGAAGAUGACAAGAAUAAUUUAUAUCCGAUGGAGUUCUUAAACUCAUUGACUGUUAGCGGUUUGCCCCCUCAUUACCUCCGGCUUAAAAUUGCAUGUCCGAUAAUACUAUUGCGGAAUAUCGACCCCUCAAAUGGAUUGUCUAACGGCACGAGGUUGAUAUGUAGAGGUUUUCAGCAGAAUGCUAUCGAUGCAGAAAUAGCUGUUGGUCAGCAUGCUGGUAAGAGGGUAUUUUUACCAAGAAUUCCUCUAUGUCCGUCUGAAGAUGAUAUGUUUCCCUUUAAAUUAAAGAGAAAACAAUUUCCYGUUCGACUUUGUUUUGCCAUGACAAUCAAUAAAGCUCAAGGACAGACAAUUCCGGUGGUAGGUGUUUAUCUACCGGAAUCGGUAUUCUCGCACGGCCAACUUUACGUGGCAUUGUCCAGAGGGAUAUCACGUGAUAAUACGAAGGUAUUAGUGAAACCUACCAAAAAGUUCAACCAGGAAGGAGUCUACACAUCAAAUGUGGUGUAUCAAGAAGUUUUGAAUGAUGAUUGUGUAUGA